AUGGCUCCCAAGACGCAGACCAAGGGUGGCGCCUCCAAGGCGCCCAAGGGCUCCAAGCAGGCCAACGCUGCUGCUAAGGCUGCCCUCAAGGGUACCAACUCCCAGAAGAAGACCAAGGUCAGGUACACGACCAGCUUCCACCUGCCCAAGACCCUCCAGGUCUCGCGCUCGCCCAAGUACCCCCGCAAGUCGAUCCCUCACGAGCCCCGUCUCGAUGAGCACAAGGUCAUCAUCCACCCUCUCAACACCGAGAGCGCCAUGAAGAAGAUCGAGGAGCACAACACCCUUGUCUUCAUCGUCAACAUCAAGGCGAACAAGGCCCAGAUCAAGCAGGCCCUGAAGAAGCUCUACGACAUUGACACUGUCAAGAUCAACACCCUCGUCCGUCCCGACGGUUCCAAGAAGGCCUACGCCCGCCUUACGCCCGAUGUCGACGCUCUCGACAUUGCUGCCACCAAGCUGGCCCUCGUCUAAAAAGGUGAUCGGUAUGGGUCUGUUCGGUCUGUUCGGUGGAGGACUUUCACUCGCAAAGCAUGGGCAUAGGGCGUCACAGGUUGUCAUUUUACACGCCUGGUGUGGCAACACCAUAGGCACCCAAACACAAUCGACACGUCGAUUUAGUGUAGUCGGCACGCGUACCGAAAACACGUCCACAAUCCACAUGAACGCCGAAUCGCUGA
This is a messenger RNA of Verticillium dahliae VdLs.17, 680 nucleotides long. RefSeq names its product 60S ribosomal protein L23a. Gene Ontology annotation, cellular component: cytosolic large ribosomal subunit; ribosome. The coding region runs from base 1 to 474 and encodes 157 amino acids. The transcript is spliced from 4 exons. The record is from RefSeq and is a predicted model, not a curated record. Gene Ontology annotation, molecular function: structural constituent of ribosome. Gene Ontology annotation, biological process: ribosomal large subunit assembly; translation. Lineage: Eukaryota; Fungi; Ascomycota; Sordariomycetes; Glomerellales; Plectosphaerellaceae.